Messenger RNA from Nicotiana tabacum (common tobacco), 648 nucleotides. The record is from RefSeq and is a predicted model, not a curated record. Lineage: Eukaryota; Viridiplantae; Streptophyta; Magnoliopsida; Solanales; Solanaceae.
AUGGCACUCCGUGUAGAAGAACCACUUAUUUUUACGAAAUCAAGUACGCCAGCGGCUAAGGCUAAUUAUGAGCGGUGGGAGCGAUCUCAUCGCUUAAGUUUAAUGCUCAUCAAAGCCCACAUAAGCCAAAAUAUUAGGGGUUCUAUCCCUAAUAGCAAUAAGGUCAAAGCUUACAUGAAAGCAAUUGAUGAACAAUUUAUAAGCUCUGACAAGCCAUUGGCCAACACCCUUAUGAAGAGGCUCUCAAGUAUGACUUUUGACAAAAGUCGUAUAGCGCGCGAGCACAUUAUGGAGAUGAGAGACAUUGCUGCAAAACUCAAGUUCUUUGAGGUGGAUAUGUCUGAACCAUUUCUUGUGCAUUUCAUUCUCAACUCCCUUCCUGCGAAAUAUGGUCUGUAUAAGAUUUCUUACAACACACAUAAGGAUAAAUGGUCAAUCAAUAAACUUUUGACCAUGUGUGUUCAAGAAGAAGAGAAGUUGAAGCAUGAGACACCUGAAAGUGUUAAUUUGGCGACUCAUAAUAAGAGAAAUGCAAAGAAGAAAAAAAGUGUUCACAUAAAGAAGAAAGGCACUUUUGACAAAGAUGUUUGUCGUUUCUGUAACAAGAAGAGACACUGGAAGAAAGAUUGCCUGAAAUACAAGAAAUGA